ACAGGGUGGCAUCACGAAAAGUGGGACGUAGGCUGAAUAGCUCGGGCUCCCGACUUCAGUCUGGGGUGCGGGAGCGUCUCUGGUGCUGUGGACCGGGGCCGCGCCUCCCUCCCGGCCUUCCGGUCUUUCUUGCCAGCUGGGCCGGAAGGGAAAGGUGCACCUGCAGCCCAGUGUUCUCAGGCCCUCAGGCUCAAGAGGUUCAGGCUCAUUGGGGUCCCUCACCGUGCUCUGACGCGGGAAAAAGAUCUUGUCACCCACGGAGAGCUAAAGUACCGACGACUUGGACCUCAGCCCCAGGCUUCUGCUGUGGAGGACAAAAUCCUUAAGUGUCCUGAGCGGACGUCCUGUUAGAGGGUGGCGCCUGGAUGAGCCUGGGGUAAUGCGAAAAUGAUCCACAGUCUAUUUCUCAUAAACUGUUCCGGUGACAUAUUUCUAGAGAAGCACUGGAAGAGUGUUGUGAGCCAGUCUGUCUGUGAUUAUUUCUUUGAAGCUCAAGAGAAAGCAGCUGAUGUUGAAAAUGUACCACCUGUUAUUUCAACACCUCACCACUACCUCAUCAGUAUCUAUCGGGAUAAGCUCUUCUUUGUCUCUGUCAUACAGACUGAAGUGCCACCUCUCUUUGUAAUUGAGUUCCUACAUCGAGUUGCUGAUACUUUUCAGGACUACUUUGGUGAGUGUUCGGAGGCUGCAAUUAAGGAUAAUGUGGUCAUAGUAUAUGAGCUCUUGGAAGAAAUGUUAGACAAUGGAUUUCCACUGGCUACUGAAUCUAACAUUUUGAAAGAAUUGAUUAAACCACCAACAAUUCUGCGUUCUGUCGUCAACUCUAUUACAGGCAGUAGUAAUGUUGGGGACACACUCCCCACUGGGCAGCUGUCCAACAUCCCAUGGCGCCGAGCAGGGGUAAAGUACACAAACAAUGAAGCCUAUUUUGAUGUCGUUGAAGAAAUAGAUGCAAUUAUAGAUAAAUCAGGAUCUACAGUCUUUGCAGAAAUUCAGGGGGUAAUUGAUGCUUGCAUUAAGCUAUCUGGAAUGCCUGACCUUUCCCUUUCUUUCAUGAACCCGAGGCUUCUAGAUGAUGUCAGCUUCCACCCCUGCAUCCGGUUCAAGCGUUGGGAAUCUGAAAGGGUUUUGUCAUUUAUUCCUCCAGAUGGAAACUUCCGACUCAUAUCAUAUCGUGUCAGCUCACAAAAUCUAGUGGCAAUACCAGUGUAUGUGAAACAUAGCAUCAGUUUUAAGGAGAACAGUUCUUGUGGUAGAUUUGAUAUUACAAUUGGACCAAAGCAAAAUAUGGGGAAAACUAUUGAAGGAAUCACAGUGACAGUUCACAUGCCAAAGGUUGUGUUGAAUAUGAACCUGACACCAACACAAGGCAGCUAUACUUUUGAUCCAGUUACCAAGGUACUAACGUGGGAUGUGGGAAAAAUCACUCCACAAAAGCUCCCUAGUCUUAAAGGACUGGUAAAUUUACAAUCUGGAGCACCCAAGCCAGAAGAGAAUCCAAGCCUCAACAUACAGUUCAAGAUCCAGCAGCUUGCCAUUUCAGGCUUAAAAGUAAACCGCUUGGACAUGUAUGGGGAGAAAUAUAAGCCAUUUAAAGGAGUCAAAUAUGUCACGAAAGCUGGAAAGUUCCAAGUGAGGACAUGAGAAGAGGCCAGAAUUCCUCAAGAUAUGUUUGUUUUCCAAGUGUCAUUACAGUUUAUUACCAUUAGGUACCAAUUGGAUGGGAAUACAUAUUCUAGUUAAAGCAUUUGUGUCAAGCCACACACCGCUAACAGAGUUGCUUAGUAAUCAAUGUAGGGUUCUUAAGUAGCUUUAAGCUAAGGAAACUUCUGAAUGACUUAGCUUAUUUGUAUCUUGUCACCUAGGAUGAUUUUAGAGGUGAUUUCCUCCAUAGGGAGACACCAGCUGGAGGCUGCAUAUUUUAACAGUCAAGGCAAAAGUCUACAGUGAUAACCUCUCUCCUAAAACAAGUGAGCUGGUCUCAGCAGGAGCUAUCUUAGUCUGUAAUGUCAUGUAUCAAGUGCAGCCAAAUGUCACACUUGAUCUUAGCCAUCCCAAAUCUUCUGUCCCAACAGAGGAAAAAUUCCUCCCACCCCAAGAAGUUUACAGAAAACUGCCUCUUCAAGUGUUUGCCUUAUUCAGCUUUUCACUUAUGCCAUUAAGCAAGCACUGUAGCAAAAGCCACUCCACAUGGCCCUGGCAGGGAGCACUGCUGCUCCAUGCUCCAUUCUCACUGUACUUGGUAUUGUAUUUUUUAUAAAUAAGAUUUUUAUGUAAAGCUCAGAUUUUGAUUUAUAGGGAUUGCUUGCUGCAGUAAGUACCAUUUCAGUUUUGUGCCACUUGGUUCAGCUGUUAGCACAGUAAAAAUGAUUUGUAUCAAAGGGGUGAAUGCUUUAAGGUAAUAAAAGGAACACUACUUCUGCUUUUAGGAAGUUAUUGCAAGCACAAGCAUUUGAGAUUUUAAGCAAAUUAAUGUAGUAAAAGAGAAACUUAAGUGAACCUUUGCCAUCUUCAUGUUUUAUAAAGCUUAUCCAACACCACUUAAAACCAGUCAGCCUAAAGGCCUCAUGCCCUAGUUCAGCUAAAGGAAGAAAAUGUGCCUGCCUCACUGUUGUCAAUCUUUUUUUUUUUUUUUUCUUAAAUCUUUUAUCUCUGUUGUUGUUCUUAAGAGUUUCAACUUGUCUACACUCCUUGUCUUCAGGGGAACUCCCUUUUCAUAUUGUGUGCUUCCCAAGGCUAUAGUCAAUAGAUUCCUUCCUGAAACUAUUGUUGUAACUGUCACUGGAGUACUUAAAUGUCUCUACUGUACUGACAAAGUACAUUAUAAUGAGGCAGAAACAAAAUCCUCAGUAACAUUGAUAAACCUGUAUUGAUCUUCAUGGUUGGCAAGUCAGUCCACAGUUGUUAUCAUUUAACUUGAUUGACUUAGAAGUCCUUGCCCAGUUAUUUUGCUUCAUUAGACAUGAAGAAUGGAGAAAGUUAAGGUGUAAGUUCUUGCUCUUGCUAUUAGUUUUCUUUGUGACUCCAUUCUUUUCAUUGUCAACUUAUCCCUUACCCUUAUCAUGCUAAUCGUAGCCCUUACACUCAUCCCAUUCUGCUGUCAGGGCUAGUGGUUGGUGCUGGUACAGGGAGCCCACUGUACAGCAGCAUUCUUACCUUUGCCUGCCUAGGGCACCCAGCCUGCCUUUCAUCUAAUAGGAGAGGUUACUUUUUGCAACUUAGUAAUUUCUAGGGUAACCAAUAUCAGCUUGGCAGCUAAAAUUAAGAUGUUGCCAAAUAUUUAUUCCCUUUGCCUAAGAUUGGUUACCCAGUUCAAAUGCUUUUCAUUUUAAUGUCUUCCUCUUCAAAGUUCAUACCUCAAAAGAGCAAUCAAUACAUUUGCUUUUCUUUCUGCAGAAUCCCUAAUCUCAAUCAUCCAUAUAUGGACUAAUUUUCUUUCUGUGCUAUCUUCUCAUAUACAAGCAGAUUGUAUUCCAAGAGUCCCUUCUUCUAGCAAUUUCUGCUAAAACUUCCAAGUAGACUGUUUCCUUUUACAAUUAAAUUAUUGUAUUUAUUAAUUUGAUUGAAUCCAGUAAGUCCUUUCUCUAGCUCUGGCUACACUGUCAAUAAAAAGAUGAAAGCAACAAGUUGAUUUUUUAGCUUGACUGUUAAUUCAGCAUUCUCAGCUGGGCAUGCCACAGUGUUAGGGCAGGCUGAACACGGUCACAUUUUACUCUGCCUCAUCACACAAGGUGUGAGGGUUGUUGCAGAGCACUUCCAAGUGCUCCUCUCUUGACCUCAGCCUUAUAUAUUUUCUCUAACCAUCACCCUUUUAGCCACAGACUGAAUAAUAAGUGAUCAAAGCUACUCUCCGUACCACCACGUACUAAUAACAAAGAUCCAUGAAUUCUUAGUAGUAGUGAAAUAUUUUCAAGCAUAGAAUUCCAGAUAAUUCCAGGAUAGCCUCAUUUUCUAAAUUCUUAAAGGAGUAUAACCCAAAAGCUCAUUUUCUGCAUAAAGGAGUCACCAUCAUUUUAUUCAAAGGGAGUUCAUGUGAUGGGUUCAUUCCUUAAGUGCUGCUAUAGAAGAACCUUGGAAAAUACUGGUCCUGGUGUCCUUAGAGUCAUCUGACUUGAGAAAAACUAUAAUGCAGCAGGAAGGCAGCACCAGUGAGCAUAUGGUAAAUAGAAAAAAUGAGACCGUGAAUACUGUUUUCAGAUAUUACUGAGCUAAUUCAGUACCUCUGGACAGUUCCCUUUAACUCAGACAGCUGGAAUCUGCCUCCCUAGUCAGCAACUUUUCUAUGUUAAAGCAGUGAUAAAUGUAGUCAGCGGUACUAUCCCCCUUUAGUGAUAUUUACCACUUUCAUAUAUAGAAAAUAAGGCAAAAAUACUGAUGUCCCAGCUCUACUUCAAGAACCUGUUCCUCCUCUUAGAGCUUCCUCAAGCAAGAAGAGGAAUAUGUGCCCGAAAGCUAGCUCUGCCUCAUAACUCUGGUGGAUCCCUGACAACCCUGUUGUUCUGUAUUGGGCUUUAGAAUAUUAAAUAUCAACCUGCAAUAUUCCUGCACAUGUAAUAGCUUUAGCUUAGGGGAUAGUGAUGGCUUCCACAUACAGCCAGAAUCUUCUAAGGUGGACUGCUUCAACCAGGGGAUGAUCUGUAUCAUCUGGCUGCUUUCCUCUGUUAACCUUUUGUCACUUCUGCUCCUUCUAGUUUAUAAUCCCCAAUGUUGUCCUUUAUUACAAAGGUCUUGUUAAGUAAAUAUAUUACCACUGGUUUCUUCUUCUUCCAGUACAAUAUUUGGAUUAAAUAAAAACCUUUAGUUUCCACAUUUUGAGGAUUAGCUUCACUGGCUAUUCUUCAAAACAAAGGAGAAACCUGAUCUAAAAGCUCUUGCUGAAAUAACUUACCCAUCAUUUAAAGCAUUAUUUAUAUAAAUGUACUUUAUUGUUUUAAACAGAAGAGGCAGAAAAUAUUUGCAUAUAACAAAUCCUAGCUUAUAAAUGUAAUUUUUUAGUGAUGUCUAAUCAGCAUUCAGGGAUUUUUUUUUUUUUUUUAAUUUGCUUCACUGUGUCUUGAGCACUGAUAUUAGAGAAAAGCACAUUGGCAUAAAGUGUAAACCAGUGUCUCAAAACACUGGAAGAACUUGGAGAGCAAACAUGAUUUUUCUUACUUCCUCUAAGUAGUCUUUAGUAAAACAAAAGGUGAUCUUUGGCAUAGAUUCAUGCUUUAAAGGCAUUAAUAUUGCAUUUAUAUCAGGUAAGCAACUAUACAAGGAUGCUGAGGGCCUUGAAAAUAAUCUUCAGUUAAAAGAAAACAGAGGAAGCCUGAGUGUACAGUACCAACUUAAGACAAGUUUUACACAUUCGAUGUUAGGGUCUAACACACACUGGAGGUGGGGAGGACAUUCAGGCAAGGGUUCUUACUCCUUUACUCAUCCAGUUCUGGCUUUGGGAAGAAGUAUAGUUUCAUGUGCUGGGGAAUGCUUAGACAGCAGUGGUAAGUACAAGAAAGGAAAAAUUGCCUUCUCUCACUUUGCUAAUAGGAAACUUACUAUGGUGAUAAUUAAAUAUUAUACCCAUUACUCUUUUGAACAACUGUACUUAAGGAGGGAGGGUAGGAUGCAAGGGGCUUGGCUGUUGUUGGCUGAGGGAGGUAGGAAUCACUGAGGACUGUUUCCCAUCGAUUCAUCCCCAGCAGUGCCAGAAUUCCAGUCUGCAAGUACCACCUCCCUUAGGUAGGCAGUGUCCUUCAGACAGGACUGCCUUUCCAUUAGACACUCCUGGGGACAAGCACCAAUUCUUAGGACUGAAUUUCAAAAGGAUAAAAACGAUCUUUCAAAAUUAUAGAACAAACAUAUAUCUUUAAAACCUUGUUUAGGAAGGGUGUGGGAAGAAUACAAAAGCCAGGACAGGAGACAUCAUUUGGUUAAAAAUUAAAUGCAGCAUUUCAGCUCAGAAAGAACAAUAAGAGCUAAGAAUGAAUGAUAAGGCCUCAGCAUAGAUCUCUGCAGGCAGUGACAAAGCGUGGAGUGCCUGGGAGUGGCCCUGCUGGGAGGAUGGGCAGGGCCACGCCCCGGCCACUCUGCCUCUCCAGUGGCAGAGAGCACCAGGACACACAGUGUGUUCUUGGGAUGGCUACCUUGGCAGGCCGAGGCAGGAUAUGGGACGGAAGGUUUCCCUAGCACAGACAUUGCUCUGGAAAGAGGUAAAGACAGAAUCACAUGAUUUGGUGAUUUCCUCCUGACAAAGUGAAAUUUGGUUUUGUACUGUGGGAAACUAGAAGGAUUAAAUUGGGGAAGGGCAGAAAGUGAAUCCAGGCCCCACAUGCUGGGGCUCCCCAGAGGCCACCUUCCCCUGCAACAGUGAAGGUCACUCCUGAAAAGGACCAAGGUAGCACAGCCAGGGAAGGCAGGCAGGGUCAGCAGCAACAUGGAAAGCCCAAAAAAUUUUGGAGGCACAGUGAUUUCCUUAACUGAUUUGCCUGGGCCCUGGGUCUUGGGAGCCUGGCGGAAAGAAUGGGGAGACGGGGGCAGAAAGGGAACUGUCCUUUAGGGAACAAGCGCAGAACAGGAUGUCUGGCUAGUGUUCACUCUUGGAUUCUGAGUUUAUGUGAAGUCCAUGGGCUAGAAACCCCGUCUGCCUAUUGGGACAGAGUGUGCACAAGUAAAGCCGUGGUCGAGAAUACAGGCUUUAUAAGGAGACACAUUUCAAAGUGUCCAUGACAAGAGUAUAAAUGUUUUCUAAUGUGAAGAGGCCCCAUUCCUUUCUGUUAUGUCAGGCCAAGAUGUGGCUUUCAACCCCCCAGUAAUCUUGGGUGGCUCCUGGGACUCCGAUCAUUUUCAUUCUGUUCAGCAGGGGCUUCUGUGUUAGCCAGGUUCAACCAGGUGUCUACUGGUACCAGGGAGUCUUUCUAACCCAGCGCAGUGUAAAUCCAGCAUCUGUUCGAAUUUUGAUUGAAGCUGCUUCUGCUUCUCGAACAGUCUCCUUCACAGACUGCAUGAGGUUCUGGGCAUUGUGAACCAGCAUCUCUGUGGCCUGUAAGGAAAGAGGAGCUCUCCAUUACUCACAGUCGCUGAUGGAGCCCUGCCUCUGAAACAGGCUUAAGCCAGGAAUGCAAUGCAGUUUACCCUACCUGUACCUGGCAUCCCUUGUAUUUGUCACAUCACUGGUGGUUUAUAGCUGGAUCACCAAAAAGAACCCAAAACUGGACCAUCACUGAUUUUAUACUGUACCCUUAGGUGGCUUCUAGUGUAUACUCCUUUCCUGGUGUUCAAACAAGCCCCUACCUCGGGCUUCUGCAGUCCCCUCUACCUAGAAUGCUCUUCCCCCAGGUAUCCCAUGGCUCACCUCUCACCUCCUUCAGAUCCUUGCCCAUUUGUCACCUUGCUGAGGCUUUUCCUGCUCACCUUAUUUUAAAUCACAAACCACCUUCCCAACUCCCAGCAUGCCUCAUCCUCCAAUUCUUUCUUCACUUUUCUCUACAGAACUUACCAUCACUAAUUGAUGUACUGUAUGUUUUACCUAGGUUGUUUAUCUGAUGUUUUAUCUAAAAUUUAAGUUCCAUGAGGGCAGCAAUUUUGGUCAAUUUUGUUCUCUGCUGUACCCUAGUGUUACGUCAGUGCCUGUCACGAGGCAUUUCAUAAACAUUUAAUUAACACAUGAAAAACUAACCAAGUAAACCAACCACCUUAUAAAUCCAUGAAAAUCUAAAUAAGUAAAUCUUGUAAACAUACAAAAUACAGGACUGAGAUCACACUAGUAACUAACUUAUCAAUCCAUUAACUCAGUAAUUUUUUUUUUAAUUCUUAAAUAUUUUUGAGCUGUAGACCCUUUGAGGGUUUAAUGAAGGCUGUGGAUUCUCCCCAGAAAAAAUUGCUCACGUGCACAAAAUUUGUACAUGCAAUUUCAGAGGGUUCAUGGGCUCUGAGAGGCAUAACUAUGGACUAGAAUUCCCAAUCAGUUAAUCUUUUCGCUUGGUCAACAAAGAGGCUGAGGCCCAGCGUGAUUCGGAGACUUGCCAGCCCAACUCACACAACAGUCAGGAUGAGCCUCAAAACUUCUGACUUGCAAUCCUGUGUUUCUUCCAUUCUACCACACUGUUUCUUUCUUUUUUUUUAACUGGAAUAUUUAAUGGAACAUAGUAGAUACUCCCAAGAUACAUUUUUGUUGGCUAAUUGAUUAAAUGAUAAGGUCGGAAACUCUGAGUCUUACCCUUUCUUCCCUGUUUUUUCUAUUUCCUUUUCUUGGGGCAGGAGAGAUCACAUGACAGGAAAUAGCCUAGCGCCCAAACCCUGCCUAGAACACAUGGAAGUUAAAGGUUAAAAUCCAGUUCCCAUGGUUUGGGAGAAGAGAGGGUUAUGGUGAGAGCUGUUGAAUUAAACCAUGGUAGUUAAGGUAGCACUACUGACACCAAGAGAAGUAGCCUCCCUGUUCCUCUAAAGUGCUCCUAACCUCUAUCUCCUGGCCCGGACAAGGAGAGGGAUUGUGUGUAUUUUGUUAACUCCCCUACAUAGUAUGUAAUACAGUGCCACAUACAUAUCCCAUUGCAUGAUGAGCCUUGUCUGAGCAGUUCAACAAAAGAUGUGCUACCUUCCAUAAGAAGAAAUUGUUAAGUCUGGCUCAUAGCAGAGACUACUAGAGAAGAAAUGAGAGGAAGAGGUGCUCAAAUGAGGGCUUUCUGAGAAGACCUGAGCCACGUUCCCGGCAGGCAGGGAGAGAAAAAACUGUGACUGCCGAGAUACAUACAAGAAACACUUAAGCAAACACUCCCACCAUCUUUAUUUCAUUCUCUGUCAAAGAAACCAAAAGAGAAGCACCUCGUUUGAGAUGUCACUUCAGCCUCAGCACAGGCCUAACCACCUCAUGCCCCUGAAAAGCCUACACUAUUCAUCCUCCCUGAGGUACUUAUCACCCAGAGAACAAGGAAACAGAAAUUCUCCAGCCAGAAGGAUAGAGUGAGCAGGACUGAACAGGCAUUGGAGGCCUCGAGAGAGCCAAACCUAUUCCAGGGAGGAAAAGAACCAAGUAGAGAGUCCUAACUGCUGCUGAUUCACUUAACCUCCCAAGGCCUCAAUUUCUCAGCUGUAAAAUGACAAGAGUUGCACAAGAGCUUUUUACUUCCCUUUCCAAAUUUCUGAUGAUCUCUCCAACAUAGAUGCUCUUCUGAGAGAACUGAAGACUCCAUCCUACAUACUGAAUACCCAUUUCACAGUUAAAAUUUCCUCAAGGCUGAACUGAAUUGCUAUCAAGUGGAAUAGAAGCUGCUGGCGAGAAAUCAGAAGCACAUACCUGCUCAGACUCCUCGUCGCUUAUGUUGGUCCGGCCCAGCAUGGUGGCCUUCACCGUGGACAGGAUUUUGAGCUGGGUGCUUAUGGUUGGGAUUCGCUCACAUACCUAAAAAGAAAAUUUAAUUUAGUAUGUUUCUUUAUUUUUCUUAUCCACAAGCUCCCUGAGGAUGAGACUUAAUUCACCUCUGUAUUCUCAGUGGCUGGCAUGCAGAAAGCAUUCAGUAAAUCAGCAGCAGGAUUCCAAUUGUUUUACCCCUAGGAUCAGUAUAGUCCUUCUGUCCAGACAUGGAAGCAUUAAAAUUCUUUCAUUUGAUUCAGAAAUAAACUUGCCUGUAUCUGUCUUUCCCAAAUACACGUGUAUUUCCCCUUUCUGCUAUUUCUUCCCAUUCUAAAGUACCUCCUCCUUGCUCACCCAGUUUUCUCUCUUCUGCUUUUCACCCUACCCCCUGCCCCCCCACCCCCGCCACACACACACUUUUCCUGAGUACCUGUAAGAGGUUGGUUCUAAUCCGCUUAUCUGUGCACUGCUUGGCAACCUCCUUGGCCAACCGAGUCACCUCAUCUGAGGCCUUGGCUAUGUCCUUGGCACACUGAAUCAGUGCCCGCUUGGUACCGCUGCCCCCUCUGACCAGCCGAGACAUCUCAGCCAUCAGCAGAGCCAUGCGCUUGGCUGCUGCAAUGAUGUCAUUGCCCUAGAGAGAAGCAAGAUACAGUGUGAGCUCAGCCCAUACUCUGGCCAAGUUAGGGAAGGAAGUAGAAGCACAGAGAAGAGAGGAGGGAGCCUGCUGCUCUAGCAGCCCUCUGGAGGGGUGAGAAGAAGGUAUACAGACUAUUCUUGAGUGAUAUAGAUACAGCACAGGAGAAAUAAACAGAAGAGUGGGCCAGGGUACUCACCCCAGUACUCAGUGAGAGACAGAGAGAGAGAGAGAGAGAGAUCACCGGACCAAAAAAGGAAGACUUGGAUAUUAAUCUGAAAGGGCAACAUGUGAGCCCCAGGCAUAGCACUAAACAAGCAUUUCAGCAUUUCCAGGUUAAUCAUGUCAAUAAAUUGGGGAUGGGCCCAAGAAGUUGGUUAAACAGGCAUUUUCCUUUCUGUGGGGGGAAAGCAGUACAGCUGGCCUGAAGGGAAAAAUACAGAUGAGCCUUUCCAGAUGCUGAAAUCAUCCUCUUUAUCCUUACCCUUGUUACAAACAGCAGCCAAUGAUUGUCGCUGCUGAACUAGAAUUUAAACCAAGUAACUAUCAGCCUUGGUGAAAAAAAAUUUUUUCUGACCUAAGUCUGCUCCUGCCCUCCCUCUACUGCCUCUUGUUUGUACUCUCAGCCUAAAGGAACAUAUUAUUUUAAUUUUUCACAUUUAAAAAGGCCAAGAAUCAAUUCUUCAGUCCUCUCAGCUAAGUGGCUUCAAUUAAAGAAACCUUCACAGUUAAGAGGAUGCCGGGGGAGGCGUUGGGAAAAUAAAAAUCGUGAGUCAAGCCGUAAAUGUAACCCUCACUCCAACUAACAGCAGUUUAUCUUACACUGGGCAUUUUGGUUCAUUAAAACCCUCAUGGGUCAUAAUAAGGAAAUAUACAAGUAAUUUACUUUAUGCCUUCAAAAGGCUGAUAACAACCAAAAAUAACAAAUGCAAUGUUCAAAACUACCUAAAAGGCCAGGCUCUACACAUUUUUCCCCUCAUGCUUUACAAUUUCUAGACAAUGCAGUGAGACAUACACAAACCAUGCCACUGCAGGGUGCUCUGUGAGAAACCUCCACAGGCACCAUGACGUGGCUGAUCUUUUACGGUGGAGGGUGUAUAACAUCUUGGGCAGCAGUUGAGGCCAGAGAGAACACAGGCAUGGGAAGAACUCAUGAGAAUAGGGGUAUGUUAGACAAGGCUGGCUGGGCCCACCUCUUCCAGUGCAGACCUGGGAUCAUUCCAGGAUUUCAUGACCUUGGUUAGAGGACAGUGUAGUGCCAGGGUUAGUUAUUUAUUACCCAUCGCUCUUCAAACCCUUUCUUCUUGCAACAUGCCACCUUCAAAGGGAAAAAAGUGAUUGCCUCCAUCCCCCACUCCCUAAGGCCAAAGCUCCGUUGGUUCCUGUCCUGCAGACUUGAGCGCUAUCUGAUCCCAACUCACACCCCCUCUCCCACUGAAACCCCUGAACAAGCCAGUCAGUGAAGCCCCCUUCCCCAUGGGCUCCCAUGAAGGGAGCAUCUGCCCCACACCCAAGUGCAGGACAGCAAGCAGCCCUCCCCAGAAACACUCCUCACGCUGAUCAACUCUGCCUGAGCCAACAGUGAGAGGUCAGCGGGGAGGGGGCAUAGGUGGGGGACAGGCAAAGUCCAGUGAUCAGGCCAGAUGACCUCUUAAUGGUCUACAAUGAUUCCUGACCUGAAAGUCACUGAGAGGCAUCCACGGCUUCCCAAGGGGUUUAAGGUUCCAAUAUGGGCCACAAGGUCAGUAAGAAAAGGAAUCCUUUCAAAAAGUGACCCCAUCUCUAACUCCCAAACAUAAAUGCAAUCCAGUUAAUCUGGCAUUAGCAGACCUAUCAAACUUGUGAAGCCAGUCCUAACAACAAGGUGCAGACAAACAGAUGCCCGCCCGGCUCAGACUCACAGGACCCGCACAGAUCAUGAGUGAUGCAAUGUGUCAAGGCUGCACAUGGCCAGAUGCAUAUGGAGCAGCCCCAGCUGGGGGCGCUAAUCAGUACCUUACUAGACCACUUGGUAGCUUCCCGAUGCAAUGACUGAGCCGCUGCCAGAAUGGGCUGGUUGACCGGCUGACUGGAUGGCAUUAACAGCAGCUCAGGUUCGUAAUCGUCUUCCAUGUCAGGGGGGACAGGGGACCCAACAGCGUCAGCCGCAUCUGCCUCAGCUACAGCACUUAUACCCACCUUAGCGGCUGGGUUACCCGGCUUUGUCGAUGGCAGGAAGGGUGAGAAACAGGGACAGUGUUAGUAAGAGCAGUAGGGCUUGGGCAACUGAGCUUCAGCCGGUUUAGUAACCAAAGUUUGCCUAGGAUGGGAAAGAAAAUGGAUACUCUCCAGGAGUCAGAUGAACCAAGCUCCACAGAAGGGGGAAUUCUCAGCCUCCGGCACCGGCCUUGUUCACAGUAAAGGAAAGACGCUUACGCCAGUAGCAAACGGUUUCCAGAGAACUAUUUAUACAAAGAAAGAAAGUGGCAUUCCUUUUGUAUACACUUACUACCAAAGAGUAAUUCUCAGGUCAGAACAUUUUUGAGAAGCCAAACAAUAGUAACUUAUUAACUUUAAAAGGAAUCCAGAGGGAAAAUGUAAGUGGAACCACACAAGUUGCUUUGAACAGAACAAUGUGAACAACUGCUGGCUCAUAUGAACGCUGUUCUACAGCUUCCAGGAAACAGAAAGUGUCUUGGGUCAGCUCUGCAGCUGCCAGACACAGAUUAUUUCCUUCAGGGGUUAAAACUUCCAGAAUUGAAAAUGAUAAAUUUGAGGCAACAGAUAUCAAACCAGGAAAGAGGCAAGAAAAACACAAUGGUGAGUGAAGAGGACUUAUCAAAUACCCCACAAUCACCCAGCUAGAAGGAGCCUCAAGAAGACAUCUCAUCCAGCAACCACCUUAGGGAAAACCCACACUUCAGAGCAGCUCUCCCUAAAGUCUACAGAGACAACACUUCACAAUUUCACAUUGCAUCCAUAACUAGCCGACUAAGAAAGCUGUUCUUCGGGUACACCCUGAAUCUCUCCAGUUGCACUUACCCCAAACUCAAUUUAUUGAUAUUUCACAGAUAAGAUAACACAUGGACUUGUCAACUGACCAAAGCAGAGUUCAGAGGAGCUCAAAACUGGUGCCCAUGAGAAAACAGGACCCGUGAUGGGGGAGAGAAUUAAUUUAAUACCAGGGAUGGGCAUUCUGAAAGGCCAGGAAGGAAGCAAGAGAGAUCUGAUGCUGAAAAUAGGCUAAGGGGGAAAGAGAAUGAAAGGAAUUGCCCCAAUGAAGCCGAACCACUUAUAUAAAGAAUGGCAAACACAGGUUCUUUAUAUCAAACAUCUCUAACCAAGAGGAAGUAAGAGUUUGUGUGGCAUUUUAUUUGAGGUUGCUACAACUCCUGAAAGUCUUAAUCGGCACAGGAAGCCUGCCUCCAAACACUGACUAUUAAGUUGGAGGAUUCAGGGCCAACAAGGGGUUUGGGUACCUUCUAAAUCCUUUCACCUAAACUGUCUCAACCAGGACUCAACUCACCCCCAUUCCUUAGAGGAGAGGCCAGCCCACUUCUGCUGGGGUUCAGAGUCCCAAAGUACAAAGCAGACCGACAGAUAUACAAACACAUACCACCAUCCGUCCUCCCUAAACACAUGGUUCAAAUAGCUCCUGACUUCACACAGCUCAAAGUCAGCAAUCCCCAGAUGCUCCAAACCUCCAGAGACAGUCAGACCUACGGAUUUUUGGCAACAAAUGGCAGAGUGGGAUAAACAUGUAGGCAAAUGCUGUCUGCCCCUUAAGUUUUAUGUUUGUCUUUAAAUUCAUGUAUAUUUUGUGUUCCACUGCACAAUGUAUCUGUUAUUUUUUUUAAGUUCAAAAGUACAUUUAUUUAAAAUGUGGGCAAGAUAUCAAUAUAAAAGAAAAGAGUGUAAGAAAUAAAGAUUUGAAAUGUUUUGUACUUUUAUUUUUAACAUCCAUAA
This is a messenger RNA of Globicephala melas (long-finned pilot whale), 13907 nucleotides long. It is a transcript of the gene AP3M1, whose product is annotated as adaptor related protein complex 3 subunit mu 1. Gene Ontology annotation, cellular component: cytoplasmic vesicle; clathrin adaptor complex. Gene Ontology annotation, biological process: endocytosis; intracellular protein transport. Lineage: Eukaryota; Metazoa; Chordata; Mammalia; Artiodactyla; Delphinidae. The record is from RefSeq and is a predicted model, not a curated record.